AUGGGAAUUCUCGCCACUUCGAGCACAAACGACUCCAUCAUUAUACCAGCGGGAUUUUACGUUGUCGGAUUUACGGAUUUAAAGUUUGCUGAUAUAUAUUCAAUUUUCCUCGGCUUCAUUUAUAUUGUAACAGUUUUGUGUAACUCCUUCAUCAUUUCCAUUAUAUGGAUGGAUCAUCGCCUGCACACUCCAAAGUACAUUGCUGUGGCUAAUUUAGGCGUUGUUGACUUGAUGAGCAGUACAUCCUUUAUUCCUAGUGCAAUCAAGACUGUUUUCACGAGAGAUACCUUCAUGUCCUACGACGCAUGCCUUACACAGAUGUUUUUUUAUUACUUCUCUGUAGUAUUAGAGUCAUUUUCCCUCACUGUACUUGCCUAUGACAGGUUAAUUGCGAUAUGUUUCCCACUGAGGCAUAAUUCAAUCAACACUCCCACAAGCAUGAUCAGUAUUUUAGCGAUCCUUUGGGCGGUUUUUGUCAGCAUCAUGUUGUUCUUGGUCUUGAUCUUGACAAAACUGUCUUUUUGUGAUUCUCUCACAGUGUACUACUUUGUCUGUCAGUACUCGGGUGUGUUCACUCUAUCGUGCAAUGAUCAUACAAUGCAGUGGACCGCUGCCUCUGCUCUGGCUAUUCUGCUUUUCUUUGUGCCCCUUAGUUUAAUCCUCUUGUCAUACGUGUUUAUUUUGAGAGCCGUCUUUAGAAUGAAGACCGUGGACAGCAGGUUCAAAGCGCUUGCAACGUGCACAGAACAUCUUUUCCUUGUGGCGAUUUUCUAUGUGCCGAUCAUAACGCUGUACACCAUCGAACUGUUCUUAUUCCACAUUGACCCAAAUGUCAGAAUCGUGAACUUGUCCUUAGCCACCUGCAUCCCGUCCUGUCUGAACCCCAUUGUGUAUUCCCUGGCAACAAAGGAAAUCAGGAGCAGAAUACUGGCUAUGCUCCAGAAAGUCAAAGUAGCAGCCUGGGUAGGGCAGGCAUAG
Conger conger (European conger) is the source of this 978-nucleotide messenger RNA. Its product is annotated as olfactory receptor 1D2-like. Gene Ontology annotation, molecular function: G protein-coupled receptor activity; olfactory receptor activity. Gene Ontology annotation, cellular component: membrane. Gene Ontology annotation, biological process: G protein-coupled receptor signaling pathway. Lineage: Eukaryota; Metazoa; Chordata; Actinopteri; Anguilliformes; Congridae. The record is from RefSeq and is a predicted model, not a curated record. The coding region runs from base 1 to 978 and encodes 325 amino acids. The transcript has a single exon.